Molecule: messenger RNA, 1181 nt
Organism: Solanum lycopersicum (tomato)
Lineage: Eukaryota; Viridiplantae; Streptophyta; Magnoliopsida; Solanales; Solanaceae
Source: RefSeq, a predicted model, not a curated record
CCCAACUUUGACCGCUCCUAUAUAUUACUUCACAUUUUUCAUUUCUCACAAUAACGGCUUUCUUUCUUUCUUCUUCUUCUUGUUUUCUUUCUUCUUCUUGAUUUCUUGUUAAUUUUUGGAUUAUUUACAUUAGAAAGAGGACAUGACGAUGACCCACGGCAGGUGUUCGUCAGUUUCAAGUGCGAUGACGAAGAGACAAGCAAUGGCGGCGGAUUCAUUGGCAUUGGAGAAUAAUCAGGCCGGAAAUUUGAAUGCUGGAUCGUCCAAGAAACGACCGGUACAUGCAUUUGUCGCUCCCAAAAUUAUAGGUGGGAAAAAUGCUCUGUCUCCAGUUGGGGAACUUGGAAUGGUAGAGAUGACCAGGCUCUAGAACUAAUUGAUGUUUGCUAUGAGCAGGUGUGAUUGGCUUCUCCUUGAAUUUUUCUGAUUAUGUGCAUAGUAGAUCCAUGUUUCGCUGUAACUUUUCCUCAACCACCCCAGCGCUGGGUUGUAAGUAGCCUAUUUACAAUAGAAGGAAUAAAAAAAACCUUCCCAAUACGCCGAAUAACCUCCGUGACAAGCUGUAUGCAGAAGCUUAUAUAUUAAAAAUAGCACCAUAACAGUGCUAUCAGUAAUUACAAGCCCAAACUUCUGUAUAGAAGUGGAACACAAAAAGUGGCUUUCACCUUUACUAAGAAGACGAGUCACUCCUAUAGUCCUUUUAGGUUUGUAAGUACUAGCAAACACAGAAAUUUUUAAAAGUUUUCAUGUUAGUGGAAGACUCUGCAUGUGGUAGCUUCACAAAGCAGAACGAUAUCAAACUCAAAAACAAGUAGAAGGCUGCAGUAGGUUAAUGGCUAGUGUGACAUAGUCUUAGGUUUGAUGAAUCAUUUCUACUGAAUAGACUGAAUAUGAACUAUUACUCAAAGGAUUCAUGUAGCUGACCUCAACUAAUUUGUGAUUAAGGCAUAGAAGAUUAUUUAUGUCGAUUUCUUACUUUGAAGGGAACAUUAGCUUUCAAAAUGGAAGAAGCUAAAGAAAAUCGAUUAGAAUUUUAGCUUUCAUCAAAAGGAUAAGCGGGAAUUAUAGGACAAAUUACAUAUUCCCGUGUUACUUUUAUCUCUUUCAAACAAAGAAAAUAAAAAUAACUCUGUUAGGUUCCUCGUUCAAUAUCCAUGUUCUCAAUAAUAACUACACUAUCU